Molecule: messenger RNA, 701 nt
Organism: Ipomoea triloba (trilobed morning glory)
Lineage: Eukaryota; Viridiplantae; Streptophyta; Magnoliopsida; Solanales; Convolvulaceae
Product: GPI-anchored protein LLG2-like
Exons: 3
Coding region: 67-459 (130 amino acids)
Source: RefSeq, a predicted model, not a curated record
GCAACCCAAGAAAGCAUUUCAUUUUCAGGGUGAAAGAAAUAAAAGAGUAAUAAAGAAGAGAAGAAAAUGGGGUUGAGAAUAUGCUUCGUUUUGCUUCUCUUCUUCCUUCUUCUUGGCAUUGCCACCCCUUCAUUUCUUAAAUAUGAUAGGCUGGACAGUCCAGGAGAAGAAGGGCGUUCCCUUCUUCCUCGCGGUCCUGAUUGCCCAUUUGACGUAGAGAACAUGAACUACAAAAUAGUUACUAGCCAGUGCAAAAGACAACCUAAUUACAGCGCCAAGCUAUGCUGCACAUCAUUUAAGAAAUUAACCUGCAAAUACAGAGAUGAUCUUAACUCGAAUCCCAACACUUGCGCCACCGAAAUGUUCUACUAUCUCCGUCGUUAUGGCAACUAUCCUGCUGGGCUUUUCCUCACCCUCUGUAAGGAAGGCAACAACGGCCUCGACUGUCUUGGGUAUUAAUACAUAUAUAUAUGAAAGUAACAGCAGCCGGAAAAAGUGGGCGCUACCGGCCAAUGCGUAUACAAAAUUGGGAAUAUAUAGAUGCAUGCAUGUCCAAGAUUUGGAUUGCAUCCAUGCAAAAUUUGUACUAUAUAUAUAACUAGUAUAUUACCCGUGCGAUGCACGGAUAAAUUUUUUUAAUUAUAUGUUUAUAUAAUAAAAUAAAUUAAUGAUGAAAUUAUAAAUAAUUCUAAUAUUUGAAA